AUGUCGACCAUUGAUGCUAUCAACGAUGUUACCAACGGAGCUCGCAACGAGCAUCAUGUUCACGAUGAUAACGACAUUACUCACGAGGAGUAUGUCCAUGUUAAUGGCCAUGAGGAAAGGAUGGAACGAUUGGAAAAUGUGAGUGCAAUGUUGGCCGAAUUAGUCCAUGAUUCUCGGAAAAAGAAAGAUGUUAGUGGGAACGAGAGCGCAACGAUGUUCAAGAACUUUUCGUCGCUUAACCCACCGUCCUAUGAUGGCAAGCCCGAUCCAGUUGAGUUCGAGGAUUGGAUAAGUCGCAUUGAUCAGUUGUUUGAAACCCUGCAAUGCCCUGAGAAAUGGAGAGUUGAUUUCGCAGUGUUCUACUUGACGGGUCAAGCAGGAUUAUGGUGGAAAGUUAACAAGGAACGAAAGAAUGGGUCUGGAUUUGGUUGGAGACCUUGUAUAAGGAUUGCCCUAUCAUAA
This is a messenger RNA of Spinacia oleracea (spinach), 462 nucleotides long. RefSeq lists its product as uncharacterized. The record is from RefSeq and is a predicted model, not a curated record. Bases 1 to 462 code for a protein of 153 amino acids. The transcript has 2 exons. Lineage: Eukaryota; Viridiplantae; Streptophyta; Magnoliopsida; Caryophyllales; Amaranthaceae.